Solanum dulcamara is the source of this 847-nucleotide messenger RNA. Its product is annotated as dirigent protein 22-like. The transcript has a single exon. Lineage: Eukaryota; Viridiplantae; Streptophyta; Magnoliopsida; Solanales; Solanaceae. The record is from RefSeq and is a predicted model, not a curated record. The coding region runs from base 105 to 677 and encodes 190 amino acids.
UUUCACAUUUUCUCAAGACUACCCGAACAUUAAUUUGUGUUUCUGUCUCUAUAUAUUUGAAGCUAGCUAUAGUAUUUGAAUGUAUAAGCGACAAGAAAAAAAAAAUGGAGAAAUUUUUGUUGAUGGGUUUCUUAUUUUUGGCAAUAACAAUAUUGCCUUCAACUCAUGGUCUUGAUGAGAGACCUAAAGGAGUGGAGAAAUGGUUCAAGAAGCUUCCUCAUGCAAAAAUAAAAAUGACCAAACUUCACUUCUACUUUCAUGAUACUGUGACUGCAAAGAAACCAUCAGCAAUCCAAAUAGCACAAGCCAAUAAUACAUUUCAAUCACCAACAUUGUUUGGCUUAGUGAGGAUGAUGGACAAUCCAUUGACGGUUAAGCCCGAGCCCAACUCAGAAGAAAUAGGCCUAGCCCAAGGGAUCUAUGGCUUCGCCUCGUUUGAAGAUAUAGGCCUUCUUAUGACCCUCAACCUUGUGUUCACCAAUGGUAAGUACAAUGGUAGCACACUCAGUAUCCUUGGGCACAACCAGAUAUUUCACGAGUAUCGAGAAUUGCCGAUCGUUGGUGGUUCUGGUGUUUUCCGGCUAGCAAAAGGAAUCGCUACUGCGAAAACCUACAGCGGUGACAGAACCACACAAAAUGCAAUAGUUGAAUACCAUGUUGUUGUUUUGCAUUAUUGAUCUCUCCUUGCUUGUUUUGAUUUUUUGUUUCGGUUUUGCAUUAUUGAAGUCUUGCCUUUUCGUCAUGCCAUGUGAAUGUGUAUAUGAUAAAGAAAUAAAGUAAUGUUUGUUGCCUGUUGGGAUUUUGUACGAAAAUUUAUAAAGGUUGGUGUGUAUGAAUUAUGAAUUGA